GGCAGCCCCGGCAGCGCCGCCGCCUCCUGCAGCCCCGUUCAGCUCCGCGCGGCGCGGCGGGCGGCUCCGCACCGCUCGGCUCCGCAGCGCUCCGCGCCACCCCGCCCCUCCGCCCCUCACCGCGCCACCCCGCCCCUCACCGCGCUAUGUGUGCCGGCGCUCCCCUGCCUCCUCGCGGCCGCUUCCCACCCGGCGGGGCGCGCUUGGCCCCGCUCUGAGAGCAGCGGCGGGGCAGGGAGCGAGCGGAGCGGAGCACGGACGUGCCGCCCGGCGCGGAGCGGCGCGGAGCGAAGGAAACGCGCCGCCAUGCGGGGCCCGGGGCUGGCGCUGGGGCUGGGGCUUUUGCUGGGCGCGGCGUGGCUGGCGUGCGGGCAGAACGAGACGGAGCCCAUCGUGCUGGAGGGAAAGUGCCUCGUGGUGUGCGACUCCAACCCCACCUCCGACCCCACCGGUACAGCGCUCGGCAUCUCCGUGCGCUCCGGCAGCGCCAAGGUCGCCUUCUCCGCUAUCCGCAGCACCAACCACGAGCCCUCCGAGAUGAGCAACCGCACCAUGAUCAUCUACUUCGACCAGGUACUAGUGAAUAUCGGCAGCAACUUCGAUUCGGAGCGGAGCACUUUUAUCGCGCCUAGGAAAGGGAUUUACAGUUUCAAUUUUCACGUGGUGAAAGUGUACAACAGGCAAACCAUCCAGGUGAGUUUGAUGCUAAAUGGGUGGCCAGUGAUUUCUGCCUUUGCAGGGGACCAAGAUGUGACCCGAGAAGCUGCUAGCAAUGGCGUCCUGAUUCAGAUGGAGAAAGGAGACAGAGCUUAUCUAAAACUGGAGAGAGGAAACUUGAUGGGAGGCUGGAAGUAUUCAACAUUCUCUGGAUUUCUAGUGUUCCCGCUUUAAAUCUCUUAUCAAGAAAUCUCUUAUCCAAGAAAAAGGAGAAAUCUCUUACAAUUCCCAAAUCAUAGCUGGGUUUAAAGAGUUGUGGAUAGCGGACUUUUUACAUUCAAAUGUUACAGAAGCUAAAUCCUGCUUAGGUUUGCAUACAUCUGCUUUGAAGAAUUACUACUUAAUUUUGCUGUGUUGCAGCCAACAGGCAGGAGAUCCUAUAAUUGAGCAACCCCCCAUUUUUAUUCUUCUGUCUUCUCCCACAAAAUCAGUUCCCAUCUCUGUCACUGGUGUAAUCUGCCAUCAGUUCCCCAUGGUUUCUGCCUCACAGAAGUAGACUCUAGAUUUUUUCAUUGUCCUUUACAGCAUAUUUUGUAGUUUUGUUUUUUAAAACAUCUUAAUCUUGACUCUUUCUCUGAGUUUGACUUUAAAAAAAAAAAAGGAGAGUAUUUUUGAAAACGUGGAUGCCAUGAUGUAAGGGAAAAUGCAAUUCUUGCUCUGUACUGGCUGGCAAAAGGAAAAAUUUCUACACGAAGAACUAUUCACAGCCAAGGCUGACUAGAGUAUUUCAAUAUUUCUAUGUAAUUCUGAGUGAUUGUGAAAUUUAAGGCUGCUAAAUGUUUUGAUGCUUGUUUUGCUCUUGUACAAUGUGGCCCAACUAAAUGCCAGGAAGUAUAUUGAACUUUUACUCUGUAAUAUAUGUGUGAAUAUUGAAGAUUAAUUUUUGCUUUAAUUCAAUAAAGUUUAAAUGGGACUUUUAUUUUUCUUAACCAGAAAUAAGGUUCCUCAAUCCAGGCAGGUGGGGGGAGGAGGCUCGGUGCGGUCCCGAGGCUGUGGCGGUGAGGUCGAAUGGAGGCAGGAGAUGCCCCGCAGCCGCGCAGCCCAGCGCUACUCCCGCUCUGCCUGCGUGCCCUGCGCGGGUCUCCGCGGCUCAGCAAACCCCGCGGGCGGAGCCAGCACACAGGCGGACCCGUCGCUAGAAGUUUCCCGCCGACUUAUGUCCGCGUAUUUAUAGCAUUUAUCUGUAUGAUAUUCUAUACACCAGAUCGCAUUUUAUACGGCCAUCUAAAAGUACCUGACCAUGUAUACUUCGAUGCUGGUAUUAUUUACUUGCUAGUAUUAUUUUGUUUACAGCCUUUAAAAUAUGUAAAUGCUAUAAUUUUGCAGUAUUCUAAGAGAUUACUACUUUUAUUAAAAGGUGCGUAUGAGGAUUUUGAUUGUAUCUAAACUUUAAUGUGAAAUAAACCGGUGAAACGUC
Molecule: messenger RNA, 2134 nt
Organism: Pogoniulus pusillus (Red-fronted tinkerbird)
Lineage: Eukaryota; Metazoa; Chordata; Aves; Piciformes; Lybiidae
Gene: CBLN1
Product: cerebellin 1 precursor
Exons: 3
Coding region: 307-891 (194 amino acids)
Biological process (GO): maintenance of synapse structure
Cellular component (GO): synaptic cleft; glutamatergic synapse
Molecular function (GO): protein binding
Source: RefSeq, a predicted model, not a curated record